AUGGCAAAUCCAGUACUGGAGUCGCUAUCGCGGCCGGCCAUUGCUGCGCCGCUCCUUCUGUUGAUGUCGUACAUCAUAUAUCGUCUUUUCCUUAGGCCCUCCAACUUGCCUAACCUACCAAUCAUUGGUGCGCGUAAAGGCGACUGGUUUCCUAUCCUACAAGCCAAAAUCCGCAAUUCGCUCGACGUCAAGGCCGCGCUCAACUCGGCGUACAUCCAGUAUAGAAACCAGGCUGCCAUCUUUCCCUUGAUCGACGGUGGUAACAUCAUUUAUCUUCCACGAUCAGAUACAAAGUUUGCCAGCGAGCAGCCUACCAAUAUGCUCAGCAUGCACGAAUCGGCACAGCAAGAUUUGCAGACGGACUACACUACUAUGGACCCAUCACUUACCCAUGAUCCCAUUCAUUUGGAACUGGUCACCACCACGCUCACCAAAGAGGUCGGAAAUCUUAUCCCAGAUCUCGCUGAAGAAAUUGAGUAUUGUGUCAGCAAGCAGUUGGGGAACAGCACGGAGUGGUCUGAAAUCUGCAUCAUGGAAUCGGCGCAAAAGAUGCUCAGUGGAAUUACCAACCGAGCAUUCCUCGGUCUUCCGCUUUGUCGAAAUGAAGAGAUGCUAAAGCUGGGCAUCGCGUUUGCGCAGGAUAUUCCACUGUCAUCAAUGGUGAUGAAGUUAUUCCCAAGCUUCGUUAAACCGCUGGUUGCGCCUCUUAUCACCCGAUCCAACAGGAUUCACACGCGCGAGUUUGAGAAGAUCGUUGAACCAGAAAUCAAGGCCCGUCUAGAAGAGUACGACUCGCAAGAUGAACACCUCAAGUCUGAUCGGAACGAUUACUUCGCGCUGGCUCAACGUGUUCUGCUACUGAACUUUGCAUCUAUUCACACGACGACGUUUGCAGUCACCCAUGCUCUUCUUGACAUUGCUUCAUCAUCUCCCGAUCUUAUUCUUGAACUUCGCGAAGAAAUAGAGAGCGUAUUAAAGCAACACGAUGGGAAGUGGAACAAACGCGCCGUCGCGCAACUCGAGAAGCUCGACUCGGCGAUUCGCGAAAGCCAGCGCAAGAACUCAAUUGUCUCAAUCGGAGUUUCUCGUACCGUCGUGGCUGAGCGACCGCGAAACACCUGGAUCGCACAGAAUAGGAUCCCUCCUAUGAAGGCGACGCUGAGAAUCAGGAGAAUUGGAACUUAA
Messenger RNA from Fusarium subglutinans, 1185 nucleotides. Its product is annotated as cycloheximide-inducible CIP70 (cytochrome P450 family). Lineage: Eukaryota; Fungi; Ascomycota; Sordariomycetes; Hypocreales; Nectriaceae. The transcript has 2 exons. The coding region runs from base 1 to 1185 and encodes 394 amino acids. Gene Ontology annotation, molecular function: monooxygenase activity; heme binding; iron ion binding. The record is from RefSeq and is a predicted model, not a curated record.